Molecule: messenger RNA, 1947 nt
Organism: Andrographis paniculata
Lineage: Eukaryota; Viridiplantae; Streptophyta; Magnoliopsida; Lamiales; Acanthaceae
Product: plant UBX domain-containing protein 2
Exons: 3
Coding region: 333-1757 (474 amino acids)
Biological process (GO): defense response to fungus
Molecular function (GO): protein binding
Source: RefSeq, a predicted model, not a curated record
UUUCGGCCCCUAAAGAGACGGAAAAUUCGUCUUUUUAUCCCACCUUCUUCUCCAGACUUCUUACCCUUUCUGCAAGUCGCGCUUCACAUUGGUGAUUGGUGCGGGAAUUCCAACCCUCCCGUUGAUUCUAUCUUCCCAGCUUUAUCCAUCUCAAAUUCCGUUGCUCCCCAAUCAAAUCGACACCAGAUUGAGUGUCAAUUGCCACUUUUCGCAUCGGAAUUGAAGGAUCGCGAAAACCUAAGAAUUUGGGCAUCAAUCACGUUGGUCGCUUGGUUGCAGGUGAUUUAAUUUCUUCGAAUUCGUUAAUCCCCGUUUCUCGAAUCGGACAAGCAAUGGAUGAAAUGAGGGAUAAAAUGAAGGGGUUUAUGAAGAAAGUCAACACCCCUUUCUCGUCUUCCUCGUCGGGCAAAUUCAAAGGCCAAGGCAGAGUUCUCGGAUCUUCUUCUUCGUCCUCCUCGUUGCCGUCAUCGCAAUCGAAUGCCAAUUCCAAUUCCAAUUCUAACCCCAGGCAGUUGCCUCGAACGGUACCCGCCGCUUCCGACCAGAAAUCACAGACCACAAAGUCCGAAUCCAAAUCAAACCCUAGCGCAGCGUCGCCUGAGAGCGGCUUCGAUCCAUUCAAUCCGUUGAUUACAUCAGGUAAAAGGAAUCCCAAAGGCUAUUCAUUACAGGUGUUCGAGUGUCCAGUUUGCGGCAAAGGAUACCCAUCGGAAGAGGAGGUUUCAGCUCACGUCGAAUCCUGCUUGACCUCUUCGGAUUCAGUUGCCGAAACCGACAACAACAAAAUAACCAUCGAAGUCGAUAGCCAAUUGCAGAGUUGUGUGAACACUUAUCUGUCUUCAAACCCUAGCGAGGCUUCCAUUGAGGUUGUAAUGAGGCUUCUGAGGAAUCUGGUCAAGGAGCCGGGGAAUUCGAAGUUUCGAAAGAUAAGGAUGGGGAAUCCGAAGAUAAAGGAGGCCAUAGUCGAUGUUCCGGGAGGCGUGGAGUUGCUAGAGUGCAUUGGAUUUCGAUUGAAGGAGGAGGAUGGGGAGAUGUUUCUAAACAUGGAUGAUCCUUCUGAGGAAUGUCUUGGCUUGGUGUCGAAUGCCGUAUCGAUGUUGGAACCUAAGAAGGCUAAAGAGUUGCCUUCAAAGCAAGAGGAGCCAUUGGUUAAGAUAGGGGAGCCCGUCGUGCCAAAGCCUGUGGACAGACAGGUUCGAGUUUUUUACUCUGUACCUGAGAGUGUGGCUGCAAAAAUUGAGCUGCCUGAUUCCUUUUACAACCUCUCGGCCGAAGAAGUAAAACGCGAAGCAGAAUCCAGGAGGAAGAAACUCGAGGAAUCAAAGCUUCUAAUCCCCAAAUCAUACAGAGAAAAACAAGCGAAAGCUGCUAGAAAACGUUAUAACCGAACGGUCAUCAGGAUCAUGUUCCCCGACAAUACGGUCCUUCAAGGCAUCUUUUCUCCGUCCGAGCCAACCGGCGCUCUCUAUGAGUUUGUGAGCGGUGCAUUGAAAGACCCGGGAUUGGAGUUCGAGCUGAUGCAUCCCAUUCCGAUCAAGCGGCGUGUGAUCCCGCAUUAUCCGGCAACCGGACAUAGGGCUGUGACGCUGGAGGAGGAGGAUUUGGUCCCUUCAGCCCUCGUCAAGUUCAAGCCUAUCGAAACGGAUGACGCUGUUUUCACGGGGCUUUGCAACGAGCUCCUCGAAAUCAUUCAAAGCCUCGAUUCUGCUACCGCAGUUCCUCCUCCUCCGUCGUCUUCGUUGUCGUCAUCAUCGUAAGUUUGUUUGAUCCCAUCCGGCGCCGGCUGAAAUGAUUCUUUUGGGUUGUGUUUGUAAUGUAGUCUGCAAUCUUGCCCUGUCCGGCAGUUAGUUUCGUUAAUCCAAUUUGUGGGAACAUGAAGCUAACGACACAUUUUUUCUUUUGAUGAUUAUUCUGUGUCUUAUAACAAUUUUACUGUUUACAUAUGCA